Messenger RNA from Carassius carassius (crucian carp), 1191 nucleotides. RefSeq lists its product as uncharacterized. The record is from RefSeq and is a predicted model, not a curated record. Lineage: Eukaryota; Metazoa; Chordata; Actinopteri; Cypriniformes; Cyprinidae. The coding region runs from base 1 to 585 and encodes 194 amino acids. The transcript has 8 exons.
AUGAACGAAACACUAAUUGCUGCUGGGACGAUCACGCUGAAACUACAUGAUCUAGUGUUUGAUAGGGAUGGAACAGGGGUCUCCAAUGGAGCUCUGAACAGAUGUUUAUGUGAUGUGUGUAUAUUUCAGAGCGGCAGCGGCUCUCCGGUGAGCCAUCGGUCUUCAGGCCUGCGUCUGGGUCUUCCUCCUCCUUCCUCCUCCUCAUCCUCUCACGCUGAUAUGGACAGUAAACGGGGCGGCGCAGACCAGAGCAGCACGGGACGAACACGACGGGAAAGUGGCGGUAAAACUGAAGACGUGCUCAGAAGAGACGGCACUAAAGAGAAAAGCACGUCACCCGCAGGAGUCUCUCCCAGAUCGACGGAAGGGAACGGACUGAGCAGCUCUCCGGUCCUCCGGAAGAAUCCAUCCAGAGAAGGCUCUUCCUCCCCUCGCUCUCAGCCGCGCUCGCCUCUCUGCAGGAGCCCCACUCGGGAGAAAGUGAGAUCUCCGUCUCCUCCAGCGUCCCAUGAAUCACUCUCUCCUGGCUCCCCAGCACCUCUCUCAUCCUCCGCCCGCGGCCCGUCUCCCGCUCUCAAACACUAGGACCCACUCCAACCCAUGGAGUGAGACUAGUGAAAGACAGCCGCUACCCCUCCCCAACCCACCCUUCCCAGAAUGCACAGGGCCAGUCCCAGAAUGCUCGGGCCUGGGCAUCAGGUGCCUUGUCAGAAGCCCUUCAUCCGUCCUCGUGGCCCUCCGAGCCGAACUCUGAGAGAACCGCAUCUGAGUUCUCCCGCUCCUAGCGUAAUCAGCCAAUCAGCCGUCUGACAGCUCUGUCAGCCAAUGAGAAAGAAAGCUGAAUAUUCUGUGUCAUCUCCCACACAGAAAUGGACUGAGACGCUUUUACUGCCAAUCUGAUGUCAAAACGAGUUCAGAACAAAGACAUGGGAACUUCUAGACAAAUGGACAUUGAGGUGUUCCUGUUAUAGCACCAUUUCACUUUUUCCCCGGAGCUUUUAACUGUCAGUGAAGAGCUGGAUUCACCCUUUCCCCUCACUGAAGCAGACUCAUUUGAGUGCAUAGCAUUAGUUUCAGACAGUAUUCCAAGAGAAAUUAUGCUGUUUUUGCUUGUAAUAAACAUGCUUCUGUUGUUCAUAUAUGAAUACUUUCUUUAUGAUGCUAAAUGAAGCAAUAAAGCAUGAGAAUCUG